AUGACAGAUACCACUAACUCAACACCAGAAGAAAUUAAAAUUCAAACAAAAGAUCUAAGACCGAAAAAAUCAAGAACACAAGCAUGGGACGGAUGGAGACCAGGUCCAUAUGGUCCACCAAGUGCACCAAGUAUGGAAAGAAGAAUCGCAGAAGAGAGUGCAUUAGAAAUGGCAGCGAUUUCAGGUCAUGGUAGACAGGAUGGUAGAGCUCGUAAAAUUCGUCCUAGACGUACGGUUGAUAUUGGGGGUAGUAUGGCUCGUUGGAAUUUGAUGAGGUCGCUUAAAACUUGCGCGGAUGAGCAUUAUUUCAUUAGACCGUGUAUUGAUCAUUUAGUUGAAUUCUUACCACCUCAAGCCUAUCCGAGAAACCCAUCUACUUCGAUACUAACGAAAUAUGUUCACACGUCUACAAAUAAAGUCCGAUGUCCCAUAAAUAUAGUCAGAUUUACGCCUGACGCGCGAAGAGUGUUGACCGGUGCAACUAGUGGAGAAUUUACACUUUGGAACGCGUUGACAUUCAAUUUUGAGACAAUCUUACAAGCUCAUGAUACAGCUGUUAGAGCAGUAGAUUGGGCCAAAUCUGGAAGUUGGUUGGUCUCAGGUGAUAAUGCAGGCAUGAUUAAAUAUUUUCAACCCAACAUGAAUAAUUUACAAGUCUUUGAAGGUCAUAAGGAUAGUGUACGAGAUAUCUCGUUUUCACCUAACGAUUCUAGGUUUGUGAGCUGUGGUGAUGAUGGUCUGAUCAAACUGUGGGGAUUUGAGGAAAGACGUGAGGAACGUAAUUUGGUUGGACAUGGAUGGGAUGUGAGAUGUGUGAAAUGGCAUCCGACCAAGGGACUGUUAUGUUCGGGAGGUAAAGAUAGUUUGGUGAAGUUUUGGGAUCCCAGAAGUGCGAAAUGUUUGGCUACAUUACAUGGCCAUAAGAGCAGUGUACAAGCCUGUGCAUGGAAUCCGAAUGGACACAUUGUUGCGACUGGAUCGAGAGAUCAAUUGAUCAAAGUCUUCGACAUUCGAAUGAUGAAAGAGUUGGUAGCCCUCCGAGGUCAUAAGAAAGAAGUUUGCUCUCUCACAUGGCAUCCAAUUCAUCAUGAUAUACUUACUUCUGGUGGAUCCGACGGAACAAUCCUCUAUUGGUGUUUGCCAGAGUCUGAACCAGUAGACGAAUUGGAAUUUGCACAUGACGGUUGUGUUUGGGCUCUUGAUUAUCAUCCACUUGGACAUACACUGGUCAGCGGUAGUAACGACCACACUACUCGUUUUUGGAGUCGAGGUAGGCCAGGAAUAAAGAUCGCAAAUGAUAAGUUCCACAUAGGAAAAGAACAGGCAGCUAUGGGAAGGGAUUUAGCCGCUGGGAAGAUGAAGUGGAAGACUCCUCAGUCUAAAGGGGGUGGUGGCGGCGGCGGGGGUGGAGGAGGAGGAGGAAGAGGGAUGAGUCGAUGGUCAACAAAUAUCAAUAUUGGUGGUGCUGAUGUCACAGGGGAGUUGGAUGAGUUUGGAAGAGAAAUACCACCACAAAAUAAAGACACUGGAAAGAAUUGGUGA
Molecule: messenger RNA, 1542 nt
Organism: Melampsora larici-populina 98AG31
Lineage: Eukaryota; Fungi; Basidiomycota; Pucciniomycetes; Pucciniales; Melampsoraceae
Exons: 8
Coding region: 1-1542 (513 amino acids)
Cellular component (GO): mRNA cleavage and polyadenylation specificity factor complex
Molecular function (GO): protein binding
Source: RefSeq, a predicted model, not a curated record